This is a messenger RNA of Pochonia chlamydosporia 170, 1212 nucleotides long. RefSeq lists its product as hypothetical. NCBI's taxonomy places the organism in Eukaryota, Fungi, Ascomycota, Sordariomycetes, Hypocreales, Clavicipitaceae. The transcript has 2 exons. The record is from RefSeq and is a predicted model, not a curated record. Bases 1 to 1212 code for a protein of 403 amino acids.
AUGCCCGUGCUGUCUUUCUUCUCAAGACGUACCUUCAACGCGACCAUUUCAUCUCUCGAAUUCUCUCAACAAUGGCUUAACCCCUCUGACGUCUUCUCCGUGCUCCUUAUCCUCGGUGGCGAUGUCGUGGCUCGAGCCCUAGCUCAACUUGCUGGAUCUGCCAUCACUCCAGUUGCUUUUUCAUUCGGUUGGGUUGCUUAUUCCGUCGCUGCAGUUGUCCAGGCCGUGGGCGAAAACACAUUGAUGCCCGCUUCCGAUUGUGCCUGCAAGGUUAUCAAUGGGUCAAACGGGUUCGCUCGCGACAAUUCCAGCUGGGUGAUUGGUCGCAUUGUUCGAGAUUUCGAGACGUGGAUGGAUGACGGGAAGUCCAACGGUCCCAUCCGCCAAUGCCUUGAGAGUAUACGAAACGAAGAAUGGCUGGCUGAUCAGAAUAUAAAGCCACCGUCCAGGGUCGGCCUCUGUGUUUCUAUUUACAAGGCGAAGCAAGCUCGACCAGGUCACCCGGGAUACGACCGGGCCUACGUUUCUGGCUUUGUUACCGUCAUCACGCAGUUAGUUUUGGCCGCCAUACCUUGCGGUUUAUAUGGUAAUUGGGGCAUACUGUUGGUAACUGCUGCGGGCACCGUCUUGUCCUUCGCCACAGGUGCUCUGCCGCAGUGGGCAAAAGAGAAGUGGAUUUGCCGAAGGGGAGUAACAAAAACGGUUGUGUUAACCAGAGGAAACGGUAGCCAGCAUGCCAUUGUUAUUGUCAGCGAUGGCAAAGGGCUUGACUUUGAAGACCUUGCUGCCGCCAGUUCAAUGUCCUUUUCAUCUCGCCAAACCAGGCUUGCUAUUCUCAUACUGGCAGCCCUGUGGAUUAUCCUUCUCAUAACUGCUGCAGGAAUCAGGCAGCACGCCUGGUUUCUCUUCGCUGUUGGCGGCAUCGGCACUCUGGAGAACAUUUACGUUGCAGGGAUAAGCCGGUCUCCGAAGGACUUUGGCGUUCCUCUCGAAUUUGUGAAAGUCAUUGGUCAUCAUAAAGUUAUGCAGGCUCUGUAUGAUGUUGAGAGUCUCUAUCCGUGCCUUGGCCGCAGUAUGCUGCCCGUAUUUUUUCCAGGUGACUUGCGCCAGGACGAGUUGGACAGGUGGGCGGAAUAUGAUAAGUUGGCAACGGAGAGGGGACAGCGUUACGAGGGUAAAGGUCUGGCAGGUGAGGUGAGGAGACAGAGGUAA